Molecule: messenger RNA, 1546 nt
Organism: Eublepharis macularius
Lineage: Eukaryota; Metazoa; Chordata; Lepidosauria; Squamata; Eublepharidae
Gene: MRM3
Product: mitochondrial rRNA methyltransferase 3
Exons: 4
Coding region: 53-1360 (435 amino acids)
Biological process (GO): RNA processing
Molecular function (GO): RNA binding; RNA methyltransferase activity
Source: RefSeq, a predicted model, not a curated record
UCAGGCAGGUAACCUUGAAGCCGAAGCCCCUUCCGCUGUGCCCUCGACCAAGAUGGCGUCCCUCGUGCGGAGCAUGGCGCGGUUUCCCUUCUUGCUGCCGCGACCACCAUCGAGGGCAACAGGCGGCGAGCGUGGAGUGCGCGCACUGAGAAGGAGCCCCGUCCGCGUUCUCCCUCCCCGCGCGCAGGCGCAAGAAGACGCCGCUGCCGCCGCCGCCGCUCAGGCCCAGCAGCAGGCCGGCCCCCGCCAGAAGAAGCCCCGCAGCCGGGAGCCGAAAGCUCCGGCGGAGGAGCCGCAGAAAGAGGCGGAGCUGCGCUACGAGCGGGCCGGGCCCGGCGACAAGAGGCUGAGCAAAGUGGUGACUAUUGCCAAGUCAAGGGCGUUCCGGGAGAAGCACGGGAAGAUCUUGCUGGAAGGCCGACGCCUCAUUGCCGAUGCACUGGCAGCUGGCGCCGUACCCCAGACACUCUUCUUCAGCAUCUUGGAGCGCCUGCGGGAGCUGCCGGCGGCACAACUGAAAGGCGCCAGCCUCGUCAAGGUCAAGUUCGAAGACGUCACGACCUGGUCUGACGUCAUUGCCCCCCAGGGGGUGAUUGGCAUCUUUCCCAGACCAGAUCACGCCAAGAUGACUUACCCAGAGGUUCCGCAGCAGCACAGGCUGCCUCUCUCACUGAUCUGCGACAACGUCCGGGAUCCAGGCAAUCUGGGGACUAUCCUGAGAUCAGCGGCUGGUGCAGGCUGCGAGAGGGUCUUGCUUGUCAAAGGCUGUGUCGACGCGUGGGAGCCCAAAGUACUUCGGGCAGGGAUGGGCGCUCACUUCCGCCUCCCCGUCAUCUCCAACCUGGAGUGGGAGGUGGUCCCAAACUACCUACCCCCUGACACAUGCGUGUACACAGCGGACUGCACUGUGGAGCCCAGUCUACGGGCCCAGGAGGAGCCCCCAGUGCUGACAAAGGCCAGCUGGUCCUACGAGUUGAAGGUACAGCCGGUUCGGGGGGCUCAGGGGUCCGAUCCAGACAGUGAAGAGGCGGCAGCAGCAGCAGGGCCAGGCCCAUUGGGAGUGAAGUAUUACUUUGAGCCAUGGAUGGAGGGUCCCGUGGCUGUGGUAAUUGGGGGGGAGACCCACGGCUUGAGCGUAGAAGCCAAGAAGUUGACGGAGAGCACAGGCGGGCGGCGGCUGCUCAUCCCCGUGGUGCCAGGCGUAGAGAGUCUGAACGCGGCCAUGGCGGCCAGCAUCCUGCUUUUUGAAGCCAAGAGACAGCUGCACCAAAGAGAGGAAAUCGGAAGCCACGAGGAGCCACGUAACCAGGGUCGGCCACAGCUGCUGAGCACUCGCCGUCUGCCGGAGAGAGCAACUUAGACUCAUCCUUUUGUGGGGCUACACUCCUCCCCUUCUAGCUAAAGUAACUCACUCAUCCAGCAACACAGAAGCCUUGUUGCCCUGGAGACCGUCCGUCCGGAAUAUUUGCUAAAUGUGGUCCUUCAGGAUGUAGAAAUGCAAGAAUCUUGCAGAAAUAAACAGGCAACAGCCAAAACUUUCUAGACA